Esox lucius (northern pike) is the source of this 3351-nucleotide messenger RNA. RefSeq names its product p21 protein (Cdc42/Rac)-activated kinase 1 (gene pak1). Gene Ontology annotation, cellular component: cytoplasm. The coding region runs from base 254 to 1930 and encodes 558 amino acids. Gene Ontology annotation, molecular function: ATP binding; protein serine/threonine kinase activity. The record is from RefSeq and is a predicted model, not a curated record. The transcript has 14 exons. Gene Ontology annotation, biological process: protein phosphorylation; regulation of actin cytoskeleton organization; regulation of axonogenesis. NCBI's taxonomy places the organism in Eukaryota, Metazoa, Chordata, Actinopteri, Esociformes, Esocidae.
ACUUGCAUACUAGAUGCGCCUGUAGUGGGCGGGCGUUAUUAUGUAGCAUGGUAGUAUGUGACUAACAAUAGCCUAGGAUUGGCACAGAGCCUGGGCAGAGCGAGCGAAGAAGGGUUUGGCAAGUUGGUUAGAAAGAAAAAAAAUUAUCGACUUGUGCGAAUGCAUGCUUGCAAUUACCGGGAAAGAGAAGAGAUCACCAGCAGGAAUUUUUCUAAACUACACGGCUAGUGCAGCUGGUGUUUGAUUGGUGAAGAUGUCUGAUAAUGGGGAAGUCGAGGACAAGCCCCCAGCUCCGCCCAUGAGGAACACCAGCACUCUGAUUGGCUCCUCCAGCAAAGAGCCUGCACCGCAUGGCUCUAAGCCACUGCCCCCUAACCCAGAGGACAGGAAGAAGAAAGAUCGAUCCAUUAGGUCCAUCCUGACUGGAGGAGGAGAUAAAACCAACAAGAAAAAGGAGCGCCCGGAGAUCUCACUGCCAUCUGAUUUUGAACACACUAUUCACGUGGGCUUCGAUGCUGUCACUGGAGAGUUCACAGGCAUGCCAGAGCAGUGGGCCCGGUUGCUCCAGACUUCUAACAUCACUAAACUGGAACAGAAGAAGAAUCCUCAGGCUGUUCUGGACGUUCUCAAAUUCUAUGACUCCAAGGAGACCAACAACAGCCAGAAAUAUAUGAGCUUUACAGACAAGAGUUCAGACAACUACAGCUGUUCCAACACCACUAGCUCCAAGGCCGUUUCAGAGACUCCCGCCGUAGCAACGGUAUCUGAGGAUGAGGAUGAAGAUGAGGCUGCGCCCCCUCCUGUUGUUGCCCCUCGACCAGAACACACCAAAUCAAUAUACACUCGUUCAGUGAUAGACCCCCUCCCGGCCCCUCCCACCAGAGACGUUGCCACGUCGCCCAUCUCUCCCCCGCCACCAGAGGGUGCCACCUCUGCCACCACGCCAACCACUAGCCCCACCACUAGCCCCACCCCUAGCCCCGCCCCGGGGCCCUCCUUGCCACGACCCGCAGACAAAACGCGCAAGAAGAAGAUGUCUGACGAAGAGAUACUGGAGAAGCUACGGAGUAUAGUCAGUGUCGGAGACCCCAAGAAGAAAUACACACGCUUUGAGAAGAUCGGACAGGGUGCGUCAGGUACGGUGUAUACAGCCAUUGACAUCGCUACAGGACAGGAGGUGGCCAUAAAACAAAUGAACCUUCAGCAGCAGCCCAAGAAAGAGCUCAUCAUCAACGAGAUCUUGGUCAUGAGGGAAAACAAGAACCCCAACAUCGUGAACUACCUGGACAGUUACCUGGUAGGGGAGGAGUUGUGGGUGGUGAUGGAGUAUCUGGCCGGAGGCUCUCUGACUGACGUUGUCACGGAAACCUGUAUGGACGAGGCUCAGAUCGCUGCUGUGUGUCGGGAGUGUCUACAGGCCUUAGAGUUUCUUCAUUCUAACCAGGUGAUCCAUCGCGACAUCAAGAGUGAUAACAUCCUUCUAGGAAUGGAUGGAUCAGUGAAACUGACCGACUUUGGGUUCUGUGCCCAGAUUACUCCUGAACAGAGUAAGAGGAGCACCAUGGUGGGGACUCCCUACUGGAUGGCUCCAGAGGUGGUGACCCGCAAGGCCUACGGGCCUAAAGUGGACAUCUGGUCUCUGGGCAUCAUGGCCAUUGAGAUGGUGGAGGGAGAACCCCCUUACCUCAAUGAGAACCCUCUCAGGGCAUUGUAUCUGAUUGCGACCAACGGUACACCAGAGCUGCAGAACCCAGAGAAACUGUCCUCAGUUUUUAGAGACUUCCUCACCUGCUGCCUGGAGAUGGAUGUGGAGAAAAGAGGAAGUGCUAAAGACCUAUUGCAGCACCAGUUCCUAAAGGUGGCAAAGCCCUUGUCCAGUCUGACUCCUCUUAUCCUGGCAGCCAAAGAAGCAGCCAAGGCUAACCGCUAGCCCAUUCAAUCACCAACUUUUCUUUCCUCUCCUUGUCUCUCUUUAUACCUUCCCACUCCCCGCAGCAGACCCCUCCUCUCCCCCCCCACCCCCUCAACCUAUCAUAGCUGACGGUGGGAAGGACAGUUACACUGUCAUCACUGGUACAAAUACUGUUUGGGUUGACGAAGAGCUCCAGUCCCAAAGACUCAUGGGAGUUGUUGUUUCAGCAGGACAGUGGCUGAACUCUCUAUAGAUAGGGCCUCUGGACUGAAUCUGAGCUGGCCACUGAUCUGUUGGUUGGUUUGUUAUAUGUUUUCAUGUGUUGAAAAUGUGUGUUUUAGUUUGGUCUUUUUAAAGGCAUUUUCUUUAUGGGAGAAAGUUUCGGUUGAUUACAGUGUAAUAAAGAGACACCAAGUGGUAUUGUACACUGGUUGAGUCCUGAAUAGCACCCUAUUCCCUACAUAGUGCACUACUUUUGUUAAAAGAUAGGGUGCCAUUCGGGAUGUAGAAUUUCAGUCUGAAUAUAAGCUGAAACUAUGUACUUAUUUCUACUCUGGCGGAGUGAGAUGAAACGCAUGAGCAUUUUUUUUGAACAUCUAAAACCAUAAUAAUAAUACAAUUUGUGAUAGUUGGUAAUGACGGUACAUGAAGGAUGUUCAAUACAGUACAGAAGGAUCUUAUUUUUCAGCAGGAUACAAUACACAACAAUACAAUGUUGGAUUGAUCCAAUUCCCACCUUCUUGAUAAUGUGUACAUUUAAAUGUGAAGAAGAAAAAUGCUCCGGGAAAAAAACAACCUGAAAAUAUUGACAAAAGUUUUUGUUUAGCAUCAUGAUUAUUCAGAUAGAGCUGAAGAAGGUACCAGUCAGAAAUUUAUGUUUUACUAGGAUGUUUUGCUUUGUUCCAUUUUUUAAAUGUAGCGUUAAAGAUCUACCUUCAGCCUUAAACUGUCUCAUAGGCAGGGCUGGCUCCAGGCAUAACAAACAUAAGCAGUCACUUAGGGCCCCAUGACCGCCAGGGGGCCUCUGACUGCUAGGGAGCACCCGACCGAGGGGAGAGGGGGCUCCAAAUGAAAUUGUGCUUAGGGCCCCCAAAAGGCCAGAGCCAGCACUGCUCAUAGAUGGAAGACUAUCCUGACAGUUGGACAACCUUUAGUCUCUCACUCCUGGGCUGUGGGCACUUCAGUGGCUGUGAGAAGAGACCACACAACCCCCAAGUCUCAUCAGUUGCCCAGACUGAAGUCCUCCUGAGAUUGAACUGGUUUAGAACUAGGAUAGACUAGUUAAGAACUGGUUCAAACUGGUUUGGACUUGUUCUGAUUAGCUCAGAUAAGGAUGUUUAUUAUAGUCUUCUCUCCCUGUGUUAUGGAGCCAUAAUUAUGAUGUUUAUAAAAGUCUUGGAUUAUUUUGAAAGAGACAAAUAAAGUGAAGACAAAAUCUG